AUGAUCAACAGCACUCGCGAAAUGAACGAGAUGGCUUUACGGGAAGCAGCGAUAAAACAUGGCGUUUUGGACAUUUUGCUAAAUUGUCUGGCGCAUUACAGUCAUCACAAACACAAAGAAGAUCCAAUCCGACCGCCAUUCCUCAUGCCUGCUCCUGAAACAGCCAUUUUAAUCGAUCGCCUUCUGCAAUCAACGUCGGAAAUGGUGCCAGAGGAGGGAGCUGGUCGUGCCAUUUUGAUCGAUCGCCUUUUGCAAUCAACGUCGGAAAUGGUACUGUCAACAUUUAUAUAUCCGGGAGUCGAGGAAUUUUUGCAUACCAAAAAGAAUGGAGCAGCGGUUAGUGGCAAAUAUCAUGGAGUUGCCCCGUUGGCAGAGCUCGAAGUUGAGGAUGCGGAAAUGCAAAGCCAGGCUCAAUCACCGGUAGGAGACGCUGAGUGUACAGAUGCGGCAAUGGCGGAGCUCUCACAGGAACCGGUACCAGCACCUGCUGAUCUGUGUCAGUGGUCGUUGAGCACGGCAGUAAUAGCGAUGCUGUCACGUUCAUGUUUGUUGCCGGCUAUUUGGGCUUACCUGAGGAAUGAUUCAGUGCUGGAUAUAUCGCAACAUGUGGAAGUUUAUGAAGCAGUAGUGCAAAUUGUCGCUGCAUUGGCGUUAAGUGCUCAGAGUGCCAGUGGUGAAGAAGAGAUCGAAAUCAGGGCGCUUCUGUCGGAUCCGACAUCCGACUGCUCGGUGCUUUCAAUGCUUAAAAAACUGUUCGAAUGUGUCUCUGCAUACCUCACAAGAAUCACAGUGGAAUCGAAUGAAGCUCGACUGCAGAAGUAG
Messenger RNA from Gongylonema pulchrum, 822 nucleotides. The record is from the annotation of a GenBank genome assembly. NCBI's taxonomy places the organism in Eukaryota, Metazoa, Nematoda, Chromadorea, Rhabditida, Gongylonematidae.